AUGCUGAGUAUGGUUUCAAACUGUCCUGAUAAACUUUAUCUUCCUCUAAAACACAUUCUUUAUUCAAUGAAUAAUAACAAAACUAUUAGUCCUGAAGAAAAAGAAAAACAGAGAAAAGGAUUUCAAAUUAUCUGUGUAGUCAUUUUGGCAAUCUAUUUUAGAUCAUUUAUUUACUCAUUAAUAGAAUCAACUUUCAGCAAUACAAUGCUUUACUUAAAGUUAGGAACAUUGUUGGCUGUUUUUGCCUAUCUUACAAACCCAUCAAUCAAAUCAUUACAUGACCUUGUUCACAAACAUGCUGACAAAAAGGGUGCUUUCCAUGGAUUUUUCUCUAGAGUACUAACAAAGAUUGGCCCAGCUCUUGGAAGCUAUACAGUAAAAAACUUCUAUGUCUUUACAUUGAUAGUACAAGAUAAACUCAUCAUAGGUAAUCCAAAAGUUUUAGCCAUUGGAGCAUUUGGAAAUUGGUGGAGUCCAAGCAAAAUACAACAAGAAAUGAUUGACGCUCAAAAAAAAGGCAAAAAAGUAGCAAACCAAAGCACACCUAAAGAGAGCUUUUUAAAUAAAUAA
This is a messenger RNA of Heterostelium album PN500, 570 nucleotides long. RefSeq lists its product as uncharacterized. The transcript has 4 exons. NCBI's taxonomy places the organism in Eukaryota, Evosea, Eumycetozoa, Acytosteliales, Acytosteliaceae. Bases 1 to 570 code for a protein of 189 amino acids. The record is from RefSeq and is a predicted model, not a curated record.